Messenger RNA from Saccostrea cuccullata (small rock oyster), 2056 nucleotides. RefSeq lists its product as uncharacterized. Lineage: Eukaryota; Metazoa; Mollusca; Bivalvia; Ostreida; Ostreidae. The transcript has 9 exons. The coding region runs from base 107 to 1813 and encodes 568 amino acids. The record is from RefSeq and is a predicted model, not a curated record.
CAUCAUUAUUGCAUAGAGUAGAUAACCAUUGGAAGAUAAAUUUGGCAACAAUGUGUGUUAUACAGAUAUGCCCCAUUAAUCAACUUCCUGUUUCGAUCUGUACAGUAUGUGGAUGCACCUGUUGAUUCUCCUUUUAAAUCUAGAAACGUUAACUUCUAGUAUUUUGUUUGAGUACCGAUUGCGAUGUCCGGAUACCGCGGAGAAAUGGAGACAGAACUCAGAAAAAUAUGUCUGUCAUGGCGACAAGGUGUAUCACUGCAUGCAGGACCAAGAUGGCCGUUACGUAGUUUUCUGUGCAUCCCCUUUUUGGAUUCAACCAGAUUAUUGUCCAGAAUUUAACGUGAAAUCUUCCCAAAUUGAAGUCAUAUUGUGUCCAGGAGAAACAGAAAAAUGUCCAGACAGUGAUUAUCUAUCCAACACUGUAUAUCAAUAUCCAAGCUGUUUUCGGACUGUGAGCAGGUCUACUACACCCACUCCAGUUUCUGAUAACGGAACAAUAACAAGAGUAACAAAGCUGAGAUACACUACCACGGGGCAAAGUAAUUCGGGUAAUGAAGAAAAAAGAGAUUUUACGGUUUCGAGUGGUGUUAUUUUGGGGAUAGUCUCUGGAAUAAUUCUACCGAUACUUGUUUUCCACCUUUUAAUCAUCUUCAUCCUGAGAAGGAAAAGACAGAAAACAUAUAAGAAAGAAAAUAAAUCGUGUGUAAAUUAUUCAAAACCAGACUAUUUGAAAAAAGAAGAAACUGAAAUUUCAGAUUCAGAGACAACCCCAUGUUUAGAAGAUUCAACUAAGGGUACUGAUGAAGAACCGAGAAAAGAAGAAACAUUUGUUGUUCCGAGAUUAUACGAAGAUGCAGUUAAAAUAUUAAGGGAUAAGGGGUUUUUAAUUAUUGUUGGUGGAUCAGGAAGUGGUAAGACUACAUUGGCAAAUCAUAUACUGAAGGAAAAAUUCAAGGGCUCUCAUGUACUUCAUAUGAAACCAAAACAGACAACAAUACCUGAAAUCAAGAGUGACAGGGAUGUAAUUGUUGUAUGGGAUGAUUGCUUUGGAAUAUGGAAGGAUUGUGAAUUAGAGGAAAAUGUUAAGACUAACGUAAGAAAUACAAUAAUCAGUUUGAUUGAUAGAUGUAAAGACGGGAAAAAUCACAAAGCCAUAUUUUGUAUCGAUUUAUCCUUUGAUGAAAAAUUUUUUAUUGACAAAUUUGAAAAGAACAUUGUCAAUCUUUCCGAAAACUACGAAAGUUGUUUUGAAAGAGAUCGUUUUAAAAGCAUGUUUAACAGAGGAAUAUACAUUGGACACAUUUCUAGGGACGUAGGAUUUCCUCUUUUAGUUAAAUUGAUUGUUGAACAUCAUAUUCCGAACGAACAAACCGAAGAUUUCGUGAAAAUACCUAUAACCAAACUAACUAAAAAUUUUCAUGACCUUUCUAAAAAUGAAAGAGAUGUGUAUGUAACACUUGUUUAUGCGCUUUGUAACACUCCCUCUGUGAAUCAAAAACACAUCAAUUGGAAAAAUUGGACAAAAUUAAAAGUCGAAUGUCAGAGUAAAGACACAGACGAAAGCAAUCCACAACAAGAAUGUAAAGACAUAAACAACCUACAACAGGAAAGUCAGGAUAAAGACAACAUCAACAAUCCACAACAGGAGAGUAUAGAUAAAGACAACAGCCAUCAACAACAGGAAAGUAGUGAUAAAGACAACAUCGACCCACAACAGGAGAGUACUGAUAGGGGAUUGACUGGCGAAUACGGCCAAUUAGAGGAAACCAAACACCCUUCUAAGGAUUCUAAUGCUAUUUACAAAAAACUCUGACUGUAUUGCAAUGAAUUCAUCCUUAACAAAAUAUCUAGAGAAAACUGAAAAUCGUGAUGUUUUUAGAUUCCGGCACCAUUUUCUAGCGCGUCUUCUUUUGCGUUAUCACCUGGAAAAGGUAGGAAGUAAAGGAAUAAUAGAGGUGGGCAACGAGGAAAUUAAGUCAGUUGUCAAGAAAUUACAGUCUUCACUUAGUAAACUGAAACCUGAUCAACUUGGUGCAUCCUUAUUCUCUACUUUUUU